AUGUCAGAAUAUUUUGAAAACGGCGUUGUUUCUAAAAUGUCAAUGGGAGGAUCAUCAAAUUCCUCCAAUGCAUGUAAAAUUUCAAUGCUGUGGAACUGGUAUACCAUUGAUACAUGCUUCAUUGCUAAAUCAUGGAAAAAUGAUACGAGAGGGAAAUUUGCGGGAUCGUGUAUUGGCUGUUUCUUGCUCGUGUUCAUUGCUCAAUGGUUGAACAGAGUAUCCAGACAAUUUGAUAUUGAAAUUGCACGGAGAAGAAAGUUGAAAGUUGUUGCAAAAUAUGCUGCUAAUUCAGCUUCAACUAGUGAUAUGUCCGAAACUGGUGCGGGCUCGACGGAAGCGUUCACUCAAACAACGUCACUGUGCAACGAACCAGAUUGGAAAACAUCCUUGAACGCUCUGACUGCAACAUUAUCUCAUACCUGGUAUUUCAAUUUUGGAAGAAGAAACGCCGCCACUAACUCUAACCUUGAGACUAGUGUCCAAUGUUGUCCUGUCGUUGUUGACGUAUAUCCAACUUUACUUGACCAUAUUCUUAGAGCGUUAGUCUUCACGCUUCAAUGGGGUUUGUCGUACAUUAUCAUGUUACUCUUCAUGUACUACAAUGGUUACAUCAUUAUAAGUUGUUUGCUAGGUGCUCUAUUCGGAAGGCUGUUUUUCAACUACGAGCCAUUGGCAACCUUGGGAUCUGGCACAACAACAGUAGCGCAUGACAAGGAAGAGAACGACAGAAAGUGCUGUAUGUAA
Messenger RNA from Lachancea fermentati, 744 nucleotides. Lineage: Eukaryota; Fungi; Ascomycota; Saccharomycetes; Saccharomycetales; Saccharomycetaceae. The record is from the annotation of a GenBank genome assembly.